UUUAUCAGAAAAGGGAAGCUUUGAAACACUCGGGGAGAGUUUUGCCUGAGCUUAAUUCUUUUACUAUCUAACUUUUUUUUUAAGAAAAAAAAAUUUAAGAAAAACAAAACAAAACAUGGGAGCAUUUAUGUUUUUUGUUCUCUGCAGUUUGAUCGGUAACGUUGCUUCAGCUGAGAUGACAUUAGAGCCAGACAGACCAUUUUUGAGAGUCCAGCUCUUUGACAGUGCUGUCCUGAAAUGCUGCUUCAGGAAUGGAGCUAAAGAUUUCACUUGGAUGAAGCAUAUUUCACGCAAUUCCCAAAUGACCCCGGUCAUCCUGUCCGAAAGCGUUAUUCAAAGUUACUUUGAGCCUAAUGGCACACAAUGCGGGCAACUAACCCUGAAUGAAGUCCAACUGAACGACACGGGGUUUUACCAGUGCCUCUUCAACAAGAGCAAGGUCUUGACGCACGGCACCUACUUGCAGGUCUUCAAGCCAAUGGAGAAGACGAUAAACCUCAGUGAGAAGACCAAAAACAAGAUCCUGACAGCUGAAGGAGUCUUGCUGCUGCUGUGUGUGAUCAUUCCUUCCGUCUCACUUUUGUUCAAGUCAAACAGCCAAAAUAGGCUGGAGAUCAAGAAAACAAAACAAGAAGAGGAGAACAUCUAUCAGGGGCUGAAUCUGGAAGACUGUGGUACAACAUAUGAUCAGAUUGAACGUUCCCAGGCACAGAGCCAGUACCAGGAUGUGUGCAAUACUGUGGAAGAAAAGGAAGAAAUCCUGCUGGAGAAACCAUGAAUGAAAGCAGAAGGAGGGUGAAAGCAACGAGUCUAUUUCGAGAACAGUGUGAAAUGUGAUCGGAUUUUGACACACAAUGGGAUUUUUUUUUUUAUUAUUACAGCACAUAAGCGUUUUGAACAUUGCAGGCAGAUUUUUAGUUUAUAAAACUCAUAUUGCCUAACUAUAUUCAGGCUUUUAAGAUUAAGGCAGCUUGUGGUGAAACAGUCUUACCACCAGAUCUAUUCAUUGCAGCAAGGAUCUUUGUGGAACCAAUCAUGUUUGAUACAAACAAAUAAUUAAUUUAUGUAUAUUGCAGAUUUAAUGUCUUAAGAAUGUAUGUGUUGUAGUUUGUUUUUUUCUUUUUUUGUUGUUGUUUGAGAUUUUGUUUUUAAGUUUUCUAACCAUCAUGCUGUUUGCUUAGCAAUAUAUAUGAGAAAUGAUUUAGUUAUUAGCUUGUAUAACGUUCAUUUAGACCUUCACAAUGAU
This is a messenger RNA of Fundulus heteroclitus (mummichog), 1246 nucleotides long. It is a transcript of the gene cd79a, whose product is annotated as CD79a molecule, immunoglobulin-associated alpha. The transcript is spliced from 5 exons. The record is from RefSeq and is a predicted model, not a curated record. Bases 116 to 778 code for a protein of 220 amino acids. Gene Ontology annotation, cellular component: B cell receptor complex; external side of plasma membrane. Gene Ontology annotation, biological process: B cell differentiation; B cell receptor signaling pathway. NCBI's taxonomy places the organism in Eukaryota, Metazoa, Chordata, Actinopteri, Cyprinodontiformes, Fundulidae.